AUGCCUCAGCCUCAGAUUAAACAAGACCUCAACCGGUCGGGGUGGGAAACCACCGACUUCCCCUCCGUCUGCGAAAACUGCCUGCCCGAAAAUCCGUACGUGCAGAUGCUGAAAGAAGAUCACGGUGCAGAAUGCAAGAUCUGCACUCGCCCUUUUACCAUCUUCCGCUGGAAGGCCGACCGUACCGCGCGUACCAAGCGCACUGCCAUCUGCUUGACCUGCGCUCGGUUGAAGAACUGCUGCCAGUGCUGUAUGCUCGAUUUGUCUUUCGGCCUUCCCAUCGUCGUGCGUGAUGCCGCUCUCAAGAUGGUGGCUCCCGGCCCCGAAAGCACGAUCAACCGCGAAUACUACGCCCAAGGACACGAGAAGGAGAUCGAAGAAGGACGCGGGGCGGUAGAGGAAUACGAAAAGACGGACGAAAAAGCGCGUGACCUGCUGCGACGACUCGCACACAGCGAACCCUACUACAGAAAACCUCGGCAGAUCGAAGCCCCGCGCGAUGAGGAGGGCGAGGCGCCGUCCGCCGACGGUCCGGUUAUGCAUAGUCGAUAUGGCAACGGACCGGGUCCGAUUCGAACAAGCGACAGUAGAAGAGGGACGCCUCUGCCUGGAAGAGGACGGGGUGGAAUGCGUGGUGGCCGCGGCGGUCGUCCGUUCCCCGGAACUGCUCAGUUGCCGCCGUCGCAAGACGAUAUUCUUCCCCCCGCGGACCCGAACGUUACGUCUCUCUUUGUCACGGGUGUCGAGGACGACCUACCCGAGCAUACUCUGCGUUCUUUCUUCUCCGAGUUCGGUCAACUCCGGUCGCUCGUCUGCUCCCACCGCGCUCACUCUGCGUUCGUCAACUUUGCUACACGCGAGGGCGCCGAAGCCGCUGCCAAACAGUGCCAAGGAAAGGCUGUCAUCAAGGGCUGUCCGCUGCGGAUUCGGUGGGGCAAACCCAAGCCGCUGGACAAUAUGGACCGCGAGGAGAGAUUGAAACAUGCUCGUGAGGGACGAUCGGCCGUCGGGACAUCCAGGGGACCAGGCUCCGGCAACAAGGCCAUCACCGCGGCGGGCGAGGGAGCCGUCGACAAGCCGGAGGCGCCCCGAAAUAUCGUGGCUCCGCCCCCGGGCAGCGGCGAGAUCCAGUACACCAGUCUGUCUGGCGAUUAA
This is a messenger RNA of Aspergillus affinis, 1155 nucleotides long. RefSeq names its product Pre-mRNA-splicing factor ECM2 (gene slt11). Bases 1 to 1155 code for a protein of 384 amino acids. The transcript is spliced from 2 exons. Lineage: Eukaryota; Fungi; Ascomycota; Eurotiomycetes; Eurotiales; Aspergillaceae. The record is from RefSeq and is a predicted model, not a curated record. Gene Ontology annotation, cellular component: U2-type catalytic step 2 spliceosome; Prp19 complex; U2-type catalytic step 1 spliceosome. Gene Ontology annotation, molecular function: U6 snRNA binding; pre-mRNA binding.